Messenger RNA from Passer montanus (Eurasian tree sparrow), 2208 nucleotides. RefSeq lists its product as uncharacterized. Lineage: Eukaryota; Metazoa; Chordata; Aves; Passeriformes; Passeridae. The coding region runs from base 1021 to 2091 and encodes 356 amino acids. The record is from RefSeq and is a predicted model, not a curated record. The transcript has 2 exons.
UUUAGGAAAUUUUUAAGGAAUUUUUUAGGGAAUUUUAGCAAUUUUAAGGAAUUUUGGGAAUUUUUAAGGAUUUUUAGGAAAUUUUUGGGAAUUUUUUAGGAAUUUUUUGGGAUCAAAGUGCCUGGAUUGCCACGCCUGGAAGCUCCUUAAUUAUUAUUAAUUAAUUCAUCCUCAUUAAUUAUUAUUAUUAUUAAUUAAAGAUUGGAGCCCUCCCCUAAUGAGGGGGGAGGGGCUCUUAUUGCCUUUGGAGAGGCCCCUCCCCCUUUUCCGGGACUUCCGGGGGUGGGGGGAGGGGCCUGGGACCCUCUGGAAGGUUCCGGAAUUCCGUGGGAAGUUCCGGAAUUCCGUGGAAAGUUCCGGAAUUUCUGGAUCCCUCUGGAAGCACCUGGAAAUGUCUGGAAAGUUCUGGAAUUCCAUGGUAAGUUCUAUAAGGUUUUGGAUCCCCUGGAAAGUUCUGGAAAGUUUUGGAUCCCCCCCAGAAAGUUCCGGAAGUUUUGAAUUCCGUGGGAAGUUCUGGGAUUUCUGUGGAAUGUUCUGGAUCCCUGUGGAAGCACCUGGAAGUUCUGGGAUUUCUGGAAUCCCGUAGAAAGUUCUGGAAGUUCUGGAAUUCCAUGAAAAGUUUUGGAAGUUCUGGAAUCCCAUGGAAAGUUCUGGAAGUUCUGGAAUCCCAUGGAGGGUUCUGGAUCCCUGUGGAAGCACCUGGAAAGUUCUGGAAUUCCAUAGAAAAUUCUGGAAUUUCUGCACCCCCAUGGAAGGUUCUAAGGUCCCUGUGGAAGAUCUGGAAAUGUCUGGAAAGUUCUGGAAAUCCAUGGGAAGUUCGGACCCUUGUGGAAAGUUCUGGAAUUCCACAGGAAAUCCUGGAAUUUGUGGCAAGUUCUCAAAGUUCUGGAACCUUCCGGAGAGUUCUGGGAUUCAAUGGAAAGUUCUGGAAGGUUCCUGGUCCACCUGGAAGCACUUGGAAAGUUCUGGAAAGUUCUGGAUCCCUAGGGAGGUCCUCGGAUCGCUGUGGAAGCUUCUGGAAUGUUCCGAGUCCUGCACGGAAGGUUCUGGAACCCCGUGGAAAGUUCCGGAUCUGUAGGAGGAGCCCGGGACCCACUGGGGAAGGUUCUGGAUCACCGCGGAAAGUUCUGGAAGAGUUUUGGAAUUCCUGGGCCCGCGUUGAAGGUUCUGGAAUUCCACGGAAUGUUUUGGAUCCAUGGAGAAUGUUCUGGAGAUCCUUGGAAUGUUCUGGAUCCUCAGGAAGGGUCUUGGUCCUCUUUGGAAGGUUCUGGAUCUCCAGGAGGAAUCUUGGUCCCGUAUGGAAGGUUCUGGAAUUCCAUGGAAGGUUCUGGAAGCACAGGGAUGGCCUCGGGUCCCUCAGGAAUGUUCUGGAUCCCACCAGGAGGGUCUUGGACCCCCCUGGAAUGUUCUGGACCCACAGGAAGCGUCUCGGUUCCCUGUGGAAGCUUCUGGAAAGUUCUGGAUCCACAGGAGAGGUCUCGGUCCCAUGUGGAAGGUUCUGGAUCUUCAGGGAGAAUCUUGGUCCCUUUUGGAAGGUUCUGGAAUUCCAUGGAAGCUUCUGGAAUUCCAUGGAAGGUUCUGGACCCACAGGAAGGGUCUUGGUUCCUUGUGGAAGCUUCUGGAUUGCUCCUGGAAUUCCAUGGAAGGUUCUGGAAGCACAGGGAUGUUCUUGUGUCCAUCAGGAAUGUUCUGGACCCCACCAGGAGGGUCUUGGACCCCCCUGGAAUGUUCUGGACCCACAGGAAGCAUCUCGGUUCCCUGUGGAAGCUUCUGGAAGGUUCUGGAUCCCCAGGAAGGGUCUUGGUCUCACAUGGAAGGUUCUGGAUUUUCCUGGAAUGCCCAGGAUCCACAGGGAUGGUCUCAGUUCCACCUGGGAAGUUCUGGGUCUCCAGGAAUGUUCUCGGUCCCUUUUGGAAGGUUCUGGAAUGUCCAUGGAAGGUUCUGGAUCUCCAGGAGGGGUCUUGGUCCUGUAUGGAAGGUUCUGGAAUUCCAUGGAAGGUUCUGGAUCCUCAGGAAGGGUCUUGGUCCCGCAUGGAAUGUUCUGGAUCCUUCUGGAAUGUUCUGGCUCUGCAGGGGAGGUCUCAGAUCUGAUUUCUCUGUCCCAGGAGGGAAAUUCUGGAUCCAGGUGGGGUCUGAUGGUGCUCCGAAGCUCUGGAGAACAUCCUGAUGGGAUCCACCACAAUUCCAGAGGAUUUCUCCAUCCCAGUA